AUUGUCAGUCUCUGUUUCCUGACGGACGACUUUGAGCGUUGCACACGUGCUGUGUUUAGGUCACAUGUUGUAGCCGGCGCACGGCAGAAUGGCGGAGGAGCCUAGUAACCCGCUGCCAGGUAGUGGCAAGAAGCGGCCACGGGAAACGCAUCCUGUUGUGGAUGAAUCUGAACUACUCACAGUUCCUGAUGGCUGGAAAGAGGAGCCUUUCACUAAAGAAGAUAAUCCAAGAGGGCUGCUUGAGGAGAGCAGCUUUGCCACUCUAUUCCCCAAGUAUAGGGAAGCUUACCUCAAAGAGUGUUGGCCCCUCGUCCAGAAGGCACUAAAUGAGCAUUUUGUGAAAGCGGAAUUGGAUUUAAUUGAAGGCAGCAUGACUGUUAUCACUACCAAAAAGACUUAUGAUCCUUAUGUUAUCGUACGAGCAAGAGACUUGAUUAAGUUACUAGCCAGAAGUGUGCCCUUUGAACAGGCUGUGAGAAUCCUCCAAGAUGACAUGGCCUGUGAUAUAAUAAAGAUUGGAUCAAUGGUUCGGAACAGGGAGAGAUUUAUUAAGAGGAGACAGCGGCUUCUGGGACCCAAGGGAUCAACUCUAAAGGCUCUGGAGCUGCUUACAAACUGUUACAUCAUGGUCCAAGGGAAUACUGUAUCUGCUCUGGGGCCCUUUGGCGGCCUUAAGGAGGUUAGAAAAGUCGUUCUGGACACAAUGAAGAACAUUCAUCCUAUUUACAACAUUAAGGCUUUAAUGAUCAAAAGGGAGUUGGCUAAAGACCCCGAAUUGAGGUCAAAAAGCUGGGAUCGAUUUCUGCCAAAGUUUAAGCACAAGAAUGUGAGCAAGAGGAAAGAACCGAAGAAAAAACGAAUAAAGAAAGAAUAUACACCAUUCCCACCACCACAGCAAGAUAGCAAGAUUGACAAGGAAAUUGAAAGUGGUGAAUACUUCCUGAAAAAGAGCCAGAAGAGGAAAAAGAAACUAGAAGACAUAAAGACUAAACAAGCUGAAGCCGUUUCAAAGAGGCAAGAAGAAAGAAACAAAGCAUUUAUCCCCCCUGAGGAGAAACCUGUGGAGCCAAAGAAAGUUGCUGCUUCCACCAAGAUUGAUGUGAAUGCAAUUAAAGAAAAAGUGAAGAAAGCUAAAACGAAGAAGCUUGGUGCCCUCCCCGAGGAAGUAAAACAGCAGCUGCUGGACUCUGGCAAGAAGAAAAAAAAGAAAUGAGAUGAUUAUCUUAGAUCUUUGAACUGAUAUCCUGCAGACUGAUUCUUUUUUCCCGUCAAUGUCUAUUAAAUCAGUUUCUUCAGAGAAGAUGGAAACCUCCCAGGAUUACGCUGUGUUGCACACGUCAUGUUUUUACAGUUAUGUGUAACUCUGUUCAUUCAACAAUAUCUUCUAUUUCUUCCCUUUAGGCUCUGUUCAUAUCUGUAUUGUCCUUUCCGGUUUUCUGUUUCAUCUUUGGAAUAGAAAACUAUAAAUCGUGGAAUGGUUGAUACAGUAGCUUAUGAUUACACACCCCAUUGACUAAAAGGCUUAUCUGUUAGUCUGUUAUUUUAUUAUAAAAAAUACUUAUUCUUUGUCCCAGAUCACAUUUAACCAAAGGCUCCAAUGCAAAUGUGAACAAAGCCCAAGGUCAUAUUUGUGAACCAUGUAACAGGAAAAAUAUUUCAAUUUUACUAUGGUCAUUUUGUUUUUUUUUAAUGGCAGAUGUGUAAUUAAAGAAUAUUAACAAUUUUGAACAGUUUAAAAUGUAUUUUUAAUACAUUUGAAAAUUGUAGUAAUUGGUUGUUAUUGGAAAAGGUAAAUAGUCACUGUAUUGAGAGAUCCAUAGGGGGAGAUUUUUUCAAAACCUGAAUAGAGGAAUUGGAGCAGUUUCCCAUAGCAACCAAUUGGAUUGCAUCUUAUUUUUUAAAAGGCCUCUGAAAACUGAAACCAGCGAUCUGAUUGGUCGCUAUGGGCAACUGGUCAACUUUUCCUCUGCACUGGCUUUGCUAAAUUUCCCUGAUUAAUCCCUUUAAAGACAAUCAUGGCACACAAACUUGCAUGCAAUGCCGGUAGAGCCUUUAUUAGUAGGAUGAAGAGUGACAACUACUUGUACGUUCUAGAAGAUAUUAGGGAUCGACCGAUUUUUUUAGGGCCGAUACCGAUAAUCGGUGGAGGUUAGGGCCGAUAGCCGAUAACUUAUACCGAUAUUCCGGUAUAAGUUAUCGGCUAUUUAUCCCCCCGCGACACCGCUGCAGUGCAUUGAUUUAAAGCGGGCGCGGGGCAUUAUCGGCAAGGUAAUUGCCGAUACCGAUAAUGCCCAAAAUCGUGAUUAUCGGCCGAUAUCGGCCAUACCGAUAAUCGGUCGAUCCCUAGAAGAUAUAUGCAAUUUUAGUACAAACAAAGACCCAAAUUUAUGCCGAUGUUUCAGCCCUCCUGGGGGCCCUGUGGUUCUGUGACGUCUUCAAAGGAAGCGACAGCACAAACCGAAUUUCUGGCCGGAGAUUCCGAAUGUGGCUAGCACCAACUAAAUCAGUUUGGGUUGGACUACGCAUAUAAUGGCCUCCUCCUAGGUGGCAAUGUAUGCCUAGUGAAUUUUUCUGAAAAAAAAGGAGCAAGAUCAUUCUUUGAUCGACAGAACUGCCAGCACUAAGAUUCUGCUGGACCAGAAUUUCCAAGUAGAAUUUCAGAGUGAAAUUCCAUUGUGUGUACUUAGCCUUACUAUACAGAUCUGCUGUGACCAAGGCCGGGGAGGGCUGAUAUGUCGUCAGAAAUUUAGAUCUUAGUGGUACUAAAAUUCAGGUUAUUAAUUUUGAAACCUCCCAAGUUGGCUGAUAAUAUGUAGUAUGACAGGUUUUUUUCAAAUGGAAAAAGAAUAUGCUUCAAAUAGUGAUUACGGCUGAAAAAGCGCAUGAAAAUUUAAAUACCUUGGAAAGUUUUUCCGGUUUUGGUAUUUUUAACAGCAUGGAUAGAGCAGUCUGUAGCACUGGCUCCUAAUAUAAAGUAAUGACAUGGCACAAUCUAAAGCUAAUAAAAGUGAUGCAAUGGUGCUCAUGUGAAGUUAGUUAUUUUUCAUAAUUGCACCCAUGGUCAAAUUGGCGGUCCAGUACCUGAAAAUAGUAACGUUUUUGUUGCUCCGCUGACGCUUGUAUCUCUGAAGUUUCAAAGGAGGCUCCUGAAAUCUCCACGGCAGCUGUACCUAGCACGUGCCUGUACUAAUUCGCUCCUAAGGAGCUGGAGCUAUUAGAGUAACAUUUCUAAGUGUACAGUAUAAAAAUAUCAGUGUAUGAUUUCCUUAUGUUUAAUUGUACUUUCUAAUGGUAGUCAAUCUCCACCUAUACAUUUGUGAGCUUUUUGUUAUACAGUGAUCCCUCAACUUACAAUGGCCUCAACAUACAAUGGUCUUUUCUGGACCAUUGUAAGUUGAAACCUGACUCAACAUACAAUGUACAGACAGUCCAGAUCUGUGAAACGUGUCAAUGGCUGGAAGAACUGACCAAUCAGAAUGGGCAUUCGCUUGUAAAACCCCUGUAUUACUGAAGCGUAUGCACUGACUGGUGUCUGGUAGCGCCCCCUACAGUACAGGGAGGUAUUAUAUGUCCUGUACACUUUACCUGUACCAGGGUUAGCUGCUCCUUUGGACACCAGGUGAGGGCGGCUCCAUGUAAAAAUUUUUAGGACACUGUGUGUACUGUACAGGACCCUGAAGAAGCUCCUUUCCUCUACAUAGACCAGUGUUUCCCAAGCAUUGUGCC
Molecule: messenger RNA, 3726 nt
Organism: Hyla sarda
Lineage: Eukaryota; Metazoa; Chordata; Amphibia; Anura; Hylidae
Gene: KRR1
Product: KRR1 small subunit processome component homolog
Exons: 10
Coding region: 89-1213 (374 amino acids)
Cellular component (GO): nucleolus; small-subunit processome
Molecular function (GO): RNA binding
Source: RefSeq, a predicted model, not a curated record